GCGCAUGUUAUCGACAGGGGGCUGGCUUGAUUAAAAAGUCAUUUGAAUAAAGCGAUGCUGCAGUCCAAUUUCGGAAAAGCAAUAUCUUCAUAUCACGAUAUCAGCUGAGCAGCUGAGCUGCGGCGAAAUAUAAAGAACGGAAGCUCGCAUGAAUAGUUUUGAGAGGCUUAAGAUGCUCGCUUCUUAAUUGAUCUCGUGUUUCCAUAUGGCGUCUGUUUUAAACCUCUCACAGGACAAAGCUGUUUGUUUUUUGCGGACAGGAAGUCAAACAUACAGUGCUAGCGAAAAGUAUAUAUCGAAUUAUUAUCGUGAAAUGAACAUCGAAUAAUUCACUCUCGCGAAAUGUUUACCAGAAUACCGACAUUUAUUCCUACAGAAAGUUUGGAAACUGUCAAUGAACAGUCAAGCAGGAAAGAAGUGAAGAAGGCAACGUACAGCGUCGGCCAGGGACGAAGGAAGCGAGCGAAAGCAAUAAGAAAAAGAAUAUCAACCAAAAAAGACAACCACUGUGAAGAACUACCUGUAAUUUCAGGCCGGGAGAGCAGAGCUAGAGCACAUACACUGCAAACACCGACACAUUUUCACAAGUUAAGGAACAGUAAACUAUUUGAAAGUCGUACAACCUCUCCUUAUACCACACCUGUACAAAAAACGAGAAUCAAUUCUGAACUAAACAGAAGAGUGCGAAGAAUAACAGAACAUUCAGACCCAAUGACAGUUGGAGACAUUUUAAGCAUGGGGAUGGAUUUAACUCAUGAUGAAACAGAGCCAUUAACACAUCCUACAGUGCAUACAAGGAACAGAAGGAAGCUAACUGAUGACACGCAGGACACACAAGUUAAAAAACAAGCGAAGAAGUGGCUCCAUACCCAAGUAGAUAACAACAUGGAUACCAACAAUACGUCGAGGACAAUUGAACGUGUAACUAGCAGAAGUGAAAGCAUCACAGACACUGAAUCAUCAUUACGAACACCUUUGCAAUUAGACAUUCAGUCAUCCUUAAGAAGUUCAAGUGCACAUUUUCAUGACAACGAAGUGUCCAAAAUUUUUAAAUCGAAAAUCCCAGUUCGAUUCCCAGAUAUACAAGAAAACAGACGUUAUACUGCCGAAAGCAAAGUAAAAUAUAGUCCCAGCAAACUCACUACACAUCUUCCACAAAUAGUUGGUGUGAAUAGUAGUAAGAAUUUGCCCGAUAACUCAGAGCGCGUGACGCAGUCAAUACUGGAUUAUCAAAGUAUAGUCGAGCAGGAUUUCAAACGGCUUGGAGAAAAUCUGGAAAGUACUUUUAAAUUGUUACAACAGUACAUCAGAUGUAAUACAAAUGUGAACGCUAGUACAUAGCCUUGAAGAGGUGUUCUUAUAAAUACAGUUUAACUCAUGCAUAAACUCUUUAUAAGGUUAUCGUGUCUGAUUAUAGAGCAAAUAAUUUGUGCUACAUAGAAUUUUAAAUAAAAUAAAGAGGGAUUAUCUUUAAUUUAAACAUGUUCUACAGACUAUAGCAGUUCAAAAAAACAAAUUCGACUGAUUCGGAGCUGAAAAAAACGAAAUGUUUGAACGUGUUUGUUAAGUCGCUUGGGUAACAGACAAAAAAGUUGAAUAUUACAUUUAACUGCCUAGCUUUGCC
Molecule: messenger RNA, 1624 nt
Organism: Paramuricea clavata
Lineage: Eukaryota; Metazoa; Cnidaria; Anthozoa; Malacalcyonacea; Plexauridae
Source: the annotation of a GenBank genome assembly